AUGAGUAAAACGAAGCAAGGUCUCCUUCCUAGCUUAGAAGAUCUACUUUUCUAUACUAUUGCAGAAGGACAAGAAAAAAUACCAGUUCAUAAAUUCAUAACUGCACUCAAAUCUACAGGAUUACGUACAUCUGAUCCCCGAUUGAAAGAGUGCAUGGAUAUGUUAAGACUGACCCUUCAAACAACUUCAGAUGGUGUUAUGCUGGACAAAGACCUUUUUAAAAAGUGUGUACAAAGUAAUAUUGUGUUGCUUACUCAAGCUUUCAGGAGGAAGUUUGUCAUUCCAGAUUUUAUGUCGUUUACUUCACAUAUUGAUGAGCUAUAUGAAAGUGCUAAAAAACAAUCUGGAGGAAAGGUUGCUGACUAUAUUCCACAACUGGCCAAGUUCAGCCCUGAUUUGUGGGGUGUUUCACUUUGCACAGUGGAUGGACAGAGGCAUUCUGUUGGCGAUACCAAAGUUCCAUUUUGUCUUCAGUCCUGUGUAAAGCCUUUGAAAUAUGCUAUUGCUGUUAAUGAUCUUGGCACAGAGUAUGUGCACAGAUAUGUUGGUAAAGAGCCUAGUGGAUUAAGAUUCAACAAAUUGUUCCUGAAUGAAGAUGACAGGCCUCAUAACCCUAUGGUGAAUGCUGGAGCAAUUGUGAUCACAUCUUUAAUCAAGCAAGGAGCAAAUAAUGCAGAAAAAUUUGACUAUGUGAUGCAAUUCAUGAAUAAAAUGGCUGGUAAUGAGUAUGUUGGAUUCAGUAAUGCUACGUUCCAGUCUGAAAGGGAGAGUGGAGAUAGAAACUUUGCAAUCGGCUAUUACUUGAAAGAAAAAAAGUGCUUUCCUGAAGGCACGGAUAUGGUUGCUAUACUUGACUUCUAUUUUCAGCUUUGCUCAAUAGAGGUAACGUGUGAAUCGGCAAGUGUGAUGGCAGCAACUCUGGCUAAUGGUGGCUUUUGCCCCAUCACUGGUGAAAGAGUACUGAGUCCUGAAGCAGUCCGGAAUACCUUGAGUUUAAUGCAUUCCUGUGGCAUGUAUGACUUUUCAGGGCAGUUUGCCUUUCAUGUUGGUCUUCCUGCAAAAUCUGGAGUUGCUGGUGGAAUUCUUCUGGUUGUUCCUAAUGUCAUGGGCUUAAUGUGCUGGUCACCUCCUUUGGACAAGAUGGGCAACAGUGUUAAAGGAAUUCACUUUUGUCACGAUCUGGUUUCUUUGUGCAAUUUCCAUAACUACGAUAAUUUGAGACACUUCGCAAAAAAGCUUGAUCCUCGCAGAGAAGGUGGUGAUCAGCGGGUAAAGUCUGUGAUAAAUCUGCUGUUCGCUGCCUACACGGGGGAUGUGUCUGCACUCCGGAGGUUUGCUCUGUCAGGAAUGGAUAUGGAGCAGAGAGACUAUGACUCACGAACAGCCCUGCAUGUAGCAGCUGCAGAAGGACAUGUGGAUGUUGUGAAGUUUCUACUAGAAGCAUGUAAAGUGAAUCCUUUCCCCAAAGACAGGUGGAAUAACACUCCUAUGGAUGAAGCUUUACAUUUUGGACACCAUGAUGUAUUUAAAAUUCUUCAAGAAUAUCAGGUCCAAUACACUCCAUCAGAGGAUUCCAACAACGGGAAGGAGAACCGAACGGUUCAUAAAAAUCUAGAUGGCUUACUAUAAUCAUCUUCAGCUAGAUCCUAAGAAUCAAAUCACUUACCUGUUUAAUUGUGGUAUACAUAAGUAAUGAAGAGCGUGUGUGUUUCUAUCCAAUAGUGGUAUAUAUUUUACAGAAGUCUCUGUUACUUCAGUGUUAUGUUACAGGAGUUUCUAUACGCACAGGACAAAUCCAAUUUCUCU
Molecule: messenger RNA, 1806 nt
Organism: Leptosomus discolor (cuckoo roller)
Lineage: Eukaryota; Metazoa; Chordata; Aves; Leptosomiformes; Leptosomidae
Source: RefSeq, a predicted model, not a curated record